Messenger RNA from Westerdykella ornata, 1713 nucleotides. RefSeq lists its product as uncharacterized. The transcript has 2 exons. NCBI's taxonomy places the organism in Eukaryota, Fungi, Ascomycota, Dothideomycetes, Pleosporales, Sporormiaceae. The coding region runs from base 208 to 1581 and encodes 457 amino acids. The record is from RefSeq and is a predicted model, not a curated record.
CCCCGUCUCAAUCCUCUCCCUCUUUCUCCCCUACAGCUCCAGGGCUCUCUUCUCCCGAGGUCUCGUCCCUCCUUUCUGCACGUGUGGUUAAGGCCCGUGAGUUCCCCAAUUUCGCCCGUCCACUUCAGUGUAGAGGGCGUUUCGGCUGCUUUAGCCGGUCUUACCAGGUCCCUUAAAGGCAACGCCUUCGACUCCCUUGAGCGCAAGAUGUCCGUCCCUGACGGCCGCGAUGAUUUGGCUUCUGCAGCCUUGCCAGCAGCAGAUCCGACUGAAGAGGAAUCCGUGGUCAAUCCUAUGGCCGCCAUAGCUGCCCGGCUGCGGCGACGCAAUGCAGACAAGAUGGUCGAAGACAGCGUGGAGUUAGUCGAAAAUCCUACCGCCAGCAAUCGCGCCACGGCGGCGACAAUGGCACUGGCUGGGCCCGACAUGCCCGAGCGCUCGGAGGUGGACACCCUCGUGAGCGAUGAAGAGGCCCAGUCCCAGGUCUAUCAACCCAUUCAGCUGUAUCGCUUGCACCCGGAUAUCAUGGAAUGGGUGUCCAGCGAGUUCUACCAUGGCACCUUACAACAUGCCCCGUUGACGCUGCAGAUCCACCCUGUCCAGAGAACGGUGUCCGAGUUUUUCCGCCAGCGCCUUGGUGCGGCGAAGAAUGAUCGCUGCCGGAUGGCGAUUGACGUUAGCGGCGACGGGGUCUCCUCGGAGAAGUACCUUGAGACCACUAGCUUCUGCAACGCACGGGAAGCUGAGAUGGUAGCCAACCUUACUAAAGCGCUCCUCGACUACGACCCACCCUACGGAGGCAAGAAGGUGCGUCCAUGGCACAUUGGCAUCAUGACUCCCUACAAGGGCCAGAAAGACUUGAUCAGGGAGAUGCUGCUGGAGCGGGGGCUCGAUGUCAAGGUCGCAACUACCUUCGGCAUGCAAAGCAACGAACUGUGCAUUGGGCUAGUCUCUCUCGUCGUCAACAGUCGCGAUAGCGCAGUUAAGGGCCUGUCCUUUAUCGCCGAUCCUUACGCGCUGCGCGUCCAGAACUCCCGGUCGAGAUGGUUCCAGAGUACCGUAGGGAACUUCGCGGGCUGGUGCUGGGCUAUGGACCUAAGCUAUACCUACGGGACAAAGGGCAAGUUUGCUCAUCAUCGUUUAGCUGCCUUCAGGUCCUUGGUUGCCAGCCAUUACGUCAAGGGCGACAUUGUCAGCUCCGUAGACAUAGAGCAGGCCAUCUUCGGCGACAAUCCCCGGGUUCCGACCUCGUCCGCCUUCUAUACUAAGAUGGCCAACCUUAUACUUGUCGCGUCGGUGACCAUAACUACAGUACCUGGCAACGACCCUGUGGACCCUGGGGACCAGAGGGUCCAAAAACGCAAGCGUGGGAACGAAGACAGCACGCGCCUCGAGAAACGGAAUCGGCACAUUGCGCAGUUGUUUGCACGUCACAAUCUGCGCUCUGAGCAGGAGUUGGAGCAGGUUUCUAAUGAUGGCAAGCUCGUCGACGACAAAGGGGCUCCCUACUCCAACCGGGCCAUCAAAGACAUGAGGCGACUUCUCAGGGCUCAAGAUGCCACGAAGGGCAAUUGCAAUUAGAGCGGCUGUUUGGUUGUGGUCGCUAAUUCUCAGUAGAGAAUAAGAACUCUGUAACUAAUAGCCACUAAGAUUGACCGCUAUACAAACUACCGCUUCCUUCUACGUCUGACUGAACACCCGCCUGUCCUUCUG